This is a messenger RNA of Podospora anserina S mat+, 372 nucleotides long. RefSeq lists its product as uncharacterized. The record is from RefSeq and is a predicted model, not a curated record. NCBI's taxonomy places the organism in Eukaryota, Fungi, Ascomycota, Sordariomycetes, Sordariales, Podosporaceae. The annotation marks the transcript as partial. The transcript has 2 exons.
GCGGGCUGGGGCGCAUUGUGCUUGGCCGGCGGCGGCGCAUACUACUUCGCGAAGCAAGGCAUCGAUGCUGACAGGCGUGCUCGCCUCGAGGAGCAGCGCAAGAGAAAGAGCAUGGUUGAAUCGCUCGAGUACUCGCAGAAUGUCCCGACCCAGCCAAUUUCUUCUUCAGCAAUGGGUGGUUCUGCCUCAGUCCCACCUCGCCAGGGCACACCAGCGAGGACAGACACAGUCGGCUCACCAAGCCUAGAGACGGGCAAUGAUCCGGCGCCUACAAGGCAUGCGCCUGCUACCGAGGCCGAGAGGGUAGUCGAGAAGAGCAAGUACGAAGCCAGUGUGCCGUUCCGCAGUCCGAAGGGUGACCGGUUCUCAUAA